Messenger RNA from Rhagoletis zephyria (snowberry fruit fly), 1113 nucleotides. RefSeq lists its product as uncharacterized. Gene Ontology annotation, biological process: DNA integration. NCBI's taxonomy places the organism in Eukaryota, Metazoa, Arthropoda, Insecta, Diptera, Tephritidae. The record is from RefSeq and is a predicted model, not a curated record. Gene Ontology annotation, molecular function: nucleic acid binding.
AUGAAGCCAUCACCAAUAUGCCAAUCCGACUCGAUAUGGGUAAAGGGUCCAGAUUUCCUGUAUUCAGACGAAGACAUGUGGCCGAAAGAACCUCUGCACCUAUAUUCAGAUCAUUGUGCCAAAGAAGAGUCCAAGAAAUGUAUGCUAGUUACAGCCAACAAAGCGGUACACAUUAUAGAAGUACACAAAUUUUCGUCGUAUCUAAGACUGUUAAGAGUAACUGCCUGGGUUAAGCGCUUCGUCGGUAACUUGCAAGAUAAGCAGCACCAACGAGGAGAACUCACAGCCAAAGAGCUGAAUAAAGCCGACAUCUACAUUUGCCGACAAGUUCAACUUGAAAUUUACCAUGAAGAAAUCAGUAUUCUACAAAAUAAGAAAUGUUUGCCGAAGUCAAGCGCACUAUACCAGCUUACGCCAAAGUUGGAUGAGGAUGGCGUCUUACGUAUUAAUGGUAGAAUCGACGCAGCCUAUUGCUUACCAUAUACAGCUCGCCAUCCAAUAAUACUGCCAAGUAGCCAUUACCUUACGACCCUAGUGAUGGAUCACUUCCACAGGAAAAGACAUCAUCAUAACGACCAAUUAACAAUUAACGAAAUGCGACAGCAUUUCUGGAUACCACGGUCCCGUUGCCUCUUAAAAGCAGUUAAAAGAAAAUGUCCUGUAUGUAUUCGCAGUAGCGUUAAGCCAGUUAUGCCGCUGAUGGGUCAAUUGCCUCCCGAUCACCUCACGCCAUAUGUACGACCGUUUUCAUAUGCGGGUGUUGAUUACUGUGGACCAUUUUGCGUUGCCAUUGGCCGUCGUCGUGAAAAGCGCUGGGUAACGCUAUUUACAUGUCUUACCACGCGAGCGGUGCACAUUGAGGUAGCUGAAGAUCUGUCAACCGAGGCCUUUAUUAUAUGUCUGAGGAAUUUCGUCAACCGCAGGGGUGUACCUGUUCGCCUGAGAAGCGACAAUGGCAAAAAUUUUAUUGGGGCGCAGCAUGCACUCGAAAGGGAUCAGCAACUCUUCGAUUUCGAUGUCAUACAACAAGAAGCCGCUAAGGAGAGAAUCGAAUGGGUUUUCAACUGCCCGGCUCAUCCAGCAUCAGGGGGAUGCUGGGAUCGUCUGGUGUAA